AUGCCACCUGCCGCCACCAAUGAUGCUCCCGACCCCGAAGCGCAACCCCUCCUAUCCUCCGACCGCGCCCGCCUGCCCUCCACUUCCCGGGAGAGCGAUAUUGUCGACUGCCACAUCUCAAAACUCCACGGCGAAGAUAGCACAGUACACAUCCUGCGCGCGCGCUUGCGCACCUUCUUCGCCUCCAAAUGGGGUCACUACUUCGUUAUCAUACUCGUCUCGCUCGACAUAACGUGCAUAUUCGCGGACUUCCUGCUUAAGCUACACGUAUGCGAGCACACCUGCUCCGGCAAACCAGAUCAAGGCUUCGAUCCGAAACCAUGGGACCAGACAGAGGGAGUGCUCAGCAUGCUCAGUCUGCUUUUCAGCAGUCUCUUCAUAGCUGAGCUGGUCGCUUCCGUUUUCGCGUUUGGACCAGGUCGAUACUUUCUCCAGAGCAGGUUCCACGUUUUUGAUGCGGUGGUAAUUGUGGUGGCAUUCGUGGUGGAACUACUUCUCCGAGGACCACUAGAGGAGGUUGGUGGGCUGGUCGUUGUUUUGCGGCUGUGGAGAGUGUUCAAGAUCAUUGAGGAGUUCUCGGCAGGCGCAGCAGAUGAAUUGGAAGGCGUGGAAGAAAGGUGUAAAGGUUUGGAGGAGGAGAAUGAGGGAUUAAGAAAAGAAUUGGAGGGGCUGAGGCAGAGGUAUUCGCAAAUGAGGGAAGGAAAUGGCAACGGAAGACUGAAUGGUUCUGCGUGA
Messenger RNA from Cyphellophora attinorum, 735 nucleotides. RefSeq lists its product as uncharacterized. Gene Ontology annotation, cellular component: plasma membrane. Gene Ontology annotation, molecular function: voltage-gated proton channel activity. Gene Ontology annotation, biological process: proton transmembrane transport. The transcript has a single exon. NCBI's taxonomy places the organism in Eukaryota, Fungi, Ascomycota, Eurotiomycetes, Chaetothyriales, Cyphellophoraceae. The coding region runs from base 1 to 735 and encodes 244 amino acids. The record is from RefSeq and is a predicted model, not a curated record.